AUGGCGCCAGAUAGAGGGACAGGGGUAGCAACAGGCCCAUCGAAGCGGGCGGCCUCUCGAGCAUGGGACUCUCUCACGCCGUCUCUCUCAGAUUGGAUGCUUGACGCCAUAUCCUCAAUGAACUUCUCGCGAAUGACACCGGUACAAGCCUCCGCGAUUCCUCUGUUCAUGGGCCACAAGGACGUGGUAGUCGAGGCCGUGACAGGAAGUGGAAAGACAUUGGCAUUUCUCAUACCGAUUGUGGAAAGACUGCUGAGACUGGAGGAGCCGAUCAAGAAACACCAUGUGGGCGCCAUCAUCAUUUCGCCGACGCGCGAGUUGGCCUCACAGAUUUACAACGUCCUGAUCUCACUACUAGACUUUCAUGCGCCGUCGGCAGCAGCGCGGCGUAAAGCUUUGGGUUUGGAUGACAACGAGACGCACGCAAACGAAGAAGAGACACAGCCGCCGACGUUUCCCCCGUCCACACUCACGGUGAUCCCGCAACUACUCCUCGGCGGCGCCACCACACCAGCGCAGGAUCUAAGCACAUUCCUCAAAACCUCACCGAACCUCUUGGUCUCUACGCCCGGGCGACUCCUGGAGAUCCUAUCCUCGCCAUACGUACACUGUCCACAAUCAUCAUUCGAGGUGCUGGUCCUAGACGAAGCGGACCGAUUGCUCGACCUGGGGUUCAAAGAAGAUCUCACCAAGAUCCUCAGUCUGCUCCCGAAGCAGAGACGAACGGGUUUAUUCAGCGCCAGUGUCAGCGAAGCAGUCGACCAGAUCAUCCGCGUCGGCCUCCGAAACCCCGUCAAGAUCGCAGUCAAAGUAAAAGGCGCAAAUGGGGUCCAAGACAAGCGAACACCCGCAAGUCUCAAAAUGACCUAUUUAGUCACACCUGCAUCGCACAAAUUUCCCGCCCUGGUCUCCUUACUCAAGGGAUUAGACUCUUUACCUCUACGCACAAUCGUAUAUUUGUCGACCUGUGCCGCAGUGGACUACUUCCAGGCCCUGUUGCCCUCGAUUCUGCCCCCAGAUCUGGUCCUUGUAUCCUUACACGGCAAGCACCCCGCAAAUGUACGCCAGAAGAAUUUCAUCAAAUUCACCAACUCGGCCUCUCCCGCGCUCCUGCUCACCACCGACGUGGCCGCUCGCGGCUUGGAUAUUCCCACGGUCGAUUUGGUGGUGCAGAUCGACCCGCCCUCGGAUCCCAAGGCAUUUCUGCAUCGAUGCGGCCGAGCCGGUCGAGCCGGCAGACGAGGUCUAAGCGUGGUGUUUUUGCUUCCAGGUCGAGAAGAAGACUACGUCUCCUUUCUUGAAGUCCGGAAAACUCCCAUUGAACCGUUAGACCAACCGAGCAUCUCAGUAACACAUGAAGAUCGUAUGGCCACCGAGCAGGCGUUCCGAAAAGUCGUUCUCCAAGACCGACUACUGCAUGAAAAGGCCCAGAAGGCCUUCGUCAGCUGGGUCCGAAGCUAUUCCAAACAUCAGGCCUCGUCGAUAUUUCGUCUCGCCGAUAUCGACUGGUCCGACCACGCCGCAGCAUGGGCUCUGUUGAAAAUGCCAAAGAUGCCCGAACUGAAAACCUGGGAUCGGUCAACUUACAACCCGCCCACUGUCGACUGGGAUGCCUACGCUUACAAGGACAAACAACGGGAAAAACAGCGAAAAGAGGCUCUUAAAGGAGAGAAAGAUGCUAUGGCUGAUGGGAAAAAGGAGAACGCCACAACAACAAAUUCCAAAAAGCGCCCUUAUAGCUCUACUGUCGCUUGGUCCGACAAGCUGGAGCGAAAGGCAACAAAGGCCGUCAAACGCUCUCAGAAAGAAGCCAGGCGCGAGCACGAGCGCAAGGCCAAAAUGUCCGAGGCCGAAAGAGAGCGCGAGGCCGAAACGGCCAGAAUGGUGGAACAGAUUAGGGCACAGCAAUUGGCCGCCGCGCGCAGCAAAGACGAUGUUUUUGAAGGGUUUGGAUGA
This is a messenger RNA of Exophiala dermatitidis NIH/UT8656, 1956 nucleotides long. RefSeq names its product ATP-dependent rRNA helicase spb4. The transcript has a single exon. Lineage: Eukaryota; Fungi; Ascomycota; Eurotiomycetes; Chaetothyriales; Herpotrichiellaceae. Gene Ontology annotation, cellular component: nucleolus. The coding region runs from base 1 to 1956 and encodes 651 amino acids. The record is from RefSeq and is a predicted model, not a curated record. Gene Ontology annotation, molecular function: nucleic acid binding; RNA helicase activity; ATP binding.